Messenger RNA from Cladophialophora immunda, 1109 nucleotides. RefSeq lists its product as uncharacterized. The transcript is spliced from 3 exons. Gene Ontology annotation, molecular function: acetylpyruvate hydrolase activity. The record is from RefSeq and is a predicted model, not a curated record. The coding region runs from base 43 to 873 and encodes 276 amino acids. NCBI's taxonomy places the organism in Eukaryota, Fungi, Ascomycota, Eurotiomycetes, Chaetothyriales, Herpotrichiellaceae.
ACAAAAUACGCUGCCCCAACAAGGCUCUUUCUCCUCAGAAACAUGAAGACUAUUUUUCGCCGCCUGGUCCGCUUCAAGACCGCCAAUGGGGACAUCCGAUAUGGAGAGGCACCAGAGCAAGUCAGAGUCGGUGACACGGUCAAACUCUACCAAGGCACUGAUCCCUGGGAUUUGAUCCCCUCAGAUGAUGAGGCUGUGGUCGCUGAGAUUCUCUGUCCCCUUGCGUCCACGCCCAUCUUCUACGGCAUCGGGCUGAACUACAAAGGGCAUAUUACUGAGGCCCUCCUGGAUGUUCCGGCAUUCCCAACUGUCUUCACCAAGCCGUCUGGCGCCCUCGCCGGGCCAUAUGAUGCUAUUCAAGUUGACCCCACGUGUCAAUUUCUCGACUACGAAGGCGAACUCGCCUUCAUCGUCGGCGGGGAUGUGAGAAACUACCACGCCCCAGACCCUUUCGAGGAGUUCCUGCUGGGCUACACUGUUGGCAACGACGUCUCCUCGCGGUACUGGCAAAUGCCCGAUCGAUCUGGCGGCCAGCACGGCUAUGCAAAGUCCUUUGAUCAGUUUGGACCCAUCGGCCCGGUGAUUGUCUCGACAAGCGAGAUUCCCCGGGAGCCGCAUCUCGAUCUGAAGACGAGGGUCAACGGCGAAGAACGCCAGAACUCAAACACCAACGACCUGCUAUUCACCGUCCCGCAGAUCCUCGAGCACUUGAGCCGUGGGACGACGCUCAGAAAGGGAACGGUGGUGCUGACGGGGACCCCGAGCGGCGUGGCAGCGUUCAUGAAACCACCCGCCUGGCUCAAGACUGGAGAUGAAGUCGAAAUUGAGAUUAGCCAGAUCGGAAAGAUCAGGAAUAGGAUGGUGAUCGAGUGAUCAAUAUCAAUGUCCCGAGAGAUCUUGGUCAAGGUAGUGUAUAGGUGUCUGGUCUUCGCGCCCAGCACCACUAUAGAAGCUCCUUCAUCACCACCAGCGAGACUGCAGCCCAACGCUUUUGGGGAUCCGGAUUGAAAAUCCACAGUUUCACGGACUCUCCCGAGUAUUUGAGACUCAGCCGGGAAAUCGCUUUUCUCCCCAAGGUAGAUAGACUCGCAAUCUACCUCUCUCCUCGG